This is a messenger RNA of Dioszegia hungarica, 2808 nucleotides long. Its product is annotated as cleavage and polyadenylation specificity factor subunit. The transcript is spliced from 8 exons. Lineage: Eukaryota; Fungi; Basidiomycota; Tremellomycetes; Tremellales; Bulleribasidiaceae. The coding region runs from base 1 to 2808 and encodes 935 amino acids. The record is from RefSeq and is a predicted model, not a curated record. Gene Ontology annotation, biological process: mRNA 3'-end processing by stem-loop binding and cleavage. Gene Ontology annotation, cellular component: mRNA cleavage and polyadenylation specificity factor complex. Gene Ontology annotation, molecular function: RNA binding.
AUGAUCACUCUUACUCCAUUAUCCGCCUCGGCGUCCUCGUCUUCCACCUCGGAGCCGGUAUGCUAUCUGCUCGAGGUGGAUGAGGCGAGGAUCCUCCUGGACAUGGGCCAGAGGGAUUAUCGAGCGAGCGCGGCGAGUGGAGACUGGUCAUAUGAGGAGAAAGUCCGGGAACUUGCUCCGACGUUAUCCCUCGUCCUCCUCUCGCAUACCCCGACUUCAUACAUAGGCCUCUACCCCUUCGCCCGAGCACACUGGGGCCUUACAUGUCCCGUCUACGCGACUCAGCCGACAUUGGAGAUGGGCCGAGUGGUGUGUCUGACCGAAGCUGAGGGAUGGCGGUCCGAAGUCAAAGUUGGAUCUGCUGAGGAGGAGGGCUCAGGCGAAGUGAAGCAGGAAGACGGGGACGAUACAAUGGGGGAUGUACAGAAAGUGGAGAAGGGAAAGAAGCCGUUGAAGGGCCCAUUUGUGCCGACUGUGGAGGAAGUACAUGAGGCUUUUGACUGGAUAAAGCCUGUCCGAUACCAUCAGCCAUUGCAUCUUGGAGGCAAUCUUUCGCACCUACUUCUCACUUCCUAUCCUUCCGGACAUACUCUGGGCGGAACGCUAUUCAAGAUACGUUCGCCGACAUCCGGAACCGCUCUGUACGCAUUGGGAAUUAAUCACACCUCCGAAAGACAUCUCGAUGGGAUCAUGGGCCGACAUGGCGGAGAGAUGGGCUAUGACGAGGGUCUGAUCAGGCCUGAUCUGUUGAUUGUGGAGGCGGGGCGAGGGGAGGUUAUCAACCCGAAGCGCAAAGACAGGGAAGCGGCGAUACUAGACGUCAUCACAUCAACGCUGGAAACCAAUCACUCUGUACUUAUGCCCUCCGACCCCUCUCCGCGUCUCCUCGAGCUCCUCGUACUCCUCGACCAGCACUGGACAUUCAAACAGCUCUCGAAUCGCCAGCGCGGUGCCAAAGAAUGGGCACAUCCAUUAUGCGUCGUCAGUCGCUCAGCGCUGGACAUGCUCUCGUUCGGGCGGAGCCUGAUUGAGUGGAUGGGCGGAGUAGUGCGCGAGCUGGGAGGGACACACGAGGCGGAUGUGCUGGAACGGCGGAAGGGCGGGAAGAAGCGGAAACAGCGCGUGGAGACUGGUUCGGAGUUUGGCGCUUUGGAUUUCAAGCACGUGCAAUUCUUUGCUACACCAACAGACCUCAUCCAGGCCUAUCCCCUCAGCCGACCCAAAGUCGUCCUCGCUGUUCCGCCUAGCAUGUCGCAUGGACCCUCGAGAUGGCUGUUCACCGUCAUGGCGUCGACAGAGGGGAAUGUCCUGCUCCUCACGAAUAGAGGGGAGGAGGGCUCGCUCACGCGCGAACUCUUCGAAUCAUGGGAGAGAGAGCAGGCAGAGACGGCCAGGUGGGGCCGAGGAAGAAUAGGAAACCCCUCGUCAACAGCUGAGCAGCUUGGGAUCGAGAUGAACUCCAAGGUCCCGCUCAUGGGCGCCGAGCUCGAGGACUUUAUGGACGCCGAGCGUCUCCAAAAGGAGCGCGAAGCCGCCUCUAAAGCCGCCGCUGAUCGCUCGCGCCGAAUGCUUGAAGCCGACGACCUCGAUACGGACUCUGAGUCGGAAUCGGAAGGGACUCCAGACGACGGGAUCAUCAUUGCUCGCCGACCCGAAACGAACGCCAACGCCUACGCGGGCGAGACGGACUCGACGCAGCAGAUGAGUUUCGAUAUCUUUGUGAAGGGUCAGCAGACGCGGCAGAGGGCUAAGGGCGGUGAUGAUGGAGCAGCCGGCGGAGGGAUGACGAGGUUCAGGAUGUUCCCGUUUAUUACCAGGAUGGGGCGGAAGGUGGAUGAGUAUGGGGAGGGGCUGGACGUGGGACAGUGGGUCCGGAAAGGGAGAGAAAUUGAGGAGGAGGGCGAGACGGAGGAAGUUAGGGAAGCCAAGAGGCGCAAGGUCGUGGAUGAUGAGAAGAAGAAAGCACCACCAGAACCGCCAUCAAAAUACGUGACCGAGAUGGUCACUGUCGAUCUGAAAGCGUCCAUCUUCUACGUCGAUAUGGACGGUCUGCACGAUGGGCAAGCUAUCAAGACGAUCAUCUCGGAUAUCCAGCCUCGUAAAUUGAUCCUCGUCCGCUCUUCCCGAUCCACCACCGAAUCCCUCCUCUCCUUCUUUGCCUCCUCAUUCUCCCCCAAAGACAUCUACGCCCCCUCCACCAACGAGACCAUCACGAUCGGCGAGCACGUCCAGUCCUAUUCGCUCAAUCUCGGGGACAGCAUCACCUCUACGCUCGCGGCCAAAUGGGCCCGCUUCGAGGGUUAUGAGGUCGUCAUGAUUGACGGGCGGAUCUCGCUCGGUGCAGGGUCGACCGUCCCGACCCUGGAAGCCAGUCAUGUCAAGCUGGAGGCGAUCCCCGUCGCAGCGGUAGAGGAGAAGGAGGCCGAGGCGGACAUCAUGGUUAAGCAGGAGCCGGACCAGGAGCUCGCUCUCGUCGAGCCCAUCCCCGCCUCGGCUUCGUCAGUUUCAAAAACGGCACAAUCGCUACCUGGCUCGCUGUUCGUCGGCGAUCUUCGACUCGCACAACUCAAGGCCCGUCUGAACGCCGCGGGCAUACCCGCAGAGUUCGCCGGAGAGGGUGUCAUCAUCUGCGGUCCGGGCGUGGCGGCACGUACAGCCGAUCCCGAGGCGGACGUCAAGCCCGGGAGUAUCGUCGCGGUACGGAAGCUCGCGGAGGGAGAGGUGGUGCUCGAGGGCAGCGUAGGGAAGGUGUACUUUGCCGUGAGGAAGGAGGUGUAUGGGAGUCUGGCGAUGGUGGCGGCGGCUUGA